This is a messenger RNA of Corylus avellana, 1528 nucleotides long. RefSeq names its product IAA carboxylmethyltransferase 1 (gene IAMT1). Gene Ontology annotation, molecular function: methyltransferase activity. Lineage: Eukaryota; Viridiplantae; Streptophyta; Magnoliopsida; Fagales; Betulaceae. The record is from RefSeq and is a predicted model, not a curated record.
CAGCCAUAAAGUUUUGGGAUUUCUAACACACACACACAAACACCAACAUAUAUGGCUCCAAAAGGAGACAAUGUUGUAGUUUCCAACAUGAAGCUUGAGAGGAUGCUUAGCAUGAAAGGAGGCAAAGGAGAAGCUAGUUAUGCCAACAAUUCCCAAGCCCAGGCACUACAUGCUCGAUCCAUGCUUCAUCUUCUUGAAGAAACUCUUGAUGGGGUCCAGCUAAACUCACCGGAGGUGCCGUUUGUGGUGGUGGACCUCGGAUGCUCAUGCGGCAGCAACACCAUCUACAUCGUUGACGUGAUGAUCAAGCACAUGAUCAAGCGCUACGAGGCCUUGGGUUACGAGCCGCCGGAGUUCUCUGCUUUCUUCUCCGACCUCCCCAGCAAUGACUUCAACACCCUCUUUCAGCUCCUCCCUCCGCUAGCCAAUUACGGCGGUAGCAUGGAGGAGUGCCUAGCAGCCAACAAGCACAGAUCUUAUUUUGCAGCUGGGGUUCCCGGAUCCUUCUACCGGAGACUUUUUCCGGCCAGGUCUAUUGAUGUCUUCCACUCCGCAUUUUCCCUCCAUUGGCUAUCUCAGGUACCGGAGAGUGUGCUAGACAAGAGAUCAACGGCUUACAACAAAGGGAGGGUGUUCAUCCACGGUGCAAGUGAGAGCACUGCAAAUGCAUACAAGAAACGGUUUCAAACUGAUUUGGCAGGGUUCCUGAGAUCAAGAUCGCAGGAGAUGAAGAGAGGUGGGUCCAUGUUUCUUGUCUGCUUAGGAAGAACCUCAGUGGACCCCGCCGACCAAGGUGGGGCCGGCCUCCUCUUUGGAACCCACUUUCAGGAUGCUUGGGAUGAUCUUGUCCAAGAGGGCCUUAUCAACAGUGAGAAACGUGACAACUUCAACAUUCCGGUGUAUGCACCAAGCCUACAAGACUUCAAGGAGGUGGUAGAAGCUGACGGCUCAUUUGCCAUUAACAAGCUAGAAGUUUUUAAAGGAGGAAGCCCCCUUGUGGUUAACCAGCCGGACGACGCAGUCGAGGUUGGUCGAGCCCUAGCCAAUAGCUGCCGGAGUGUGUCCGGUGUCCUAGUCGAUGCACACAUCGGUGAUCGGCUUAGCGAGGAACUAUUUUUGAGAGUGGAGCAUCGAGCCACCAGCCAUGCUAAAGUGCUGCUAGAGCAACUACAAUUCUUUCAUAUUGUGGCAUCCCUUUCUUUUGCUUAGGGCAAAGUUUUUUUUUAAAAAAAAAAAAAAAAAAAAAAUAGGGCUUCAGAAAAUGAGAGGGGAAAAGGCUUUCUUUCUCCCUUAGGGGUGUGUCAUUCUAUUGCAUAGAGUUCACACACACAAAAGUGAGAGUAGAAGAAGGCUUUUUGAUGAUCAUGAUCACCUUCUUUUCUUUUUCUUUUUUUCUUUUUUGUUCUUUUUUCUCUCUCUCUUUUGUGUGUUUCUGUGGUGUAACUGUAGUGACCUCUAUAUACUUGAUGGCUUUUGUGACUUUGUGUUCCCUUGAAUCCAAACUAAGUAAAUGAAGCUAGUAAACCUA